AUAUCUAUUUAUUUCAGGAGAGGUUCUAAUGCCUCAUUAACAAUAGAUUUAAACCCCUCCCCGGAAAUUACACGCUGGGAGGGGACACCACCUAAAGAAAGUAGUGGAAUAGAGUUUUUAAUGUCUGCUGGGAACAGAUUAAGUCGAAGAGAAUUGCGGAAUUAUACUAAAAAUAAACAAGAUAUAUACGAAGAAUUCUGGGAGAUACCAAUGAACCAUACAGAGAAAGUAUCAGUAGCAGGUUCUGGUAUGAAAAACAGAUAUAAAUCAAUUAUACCAAAUGAACAUACGAGAGUUGUAUUAUCAGAUUGGGACGGUGACCCACUUUCAUCUUAUAUCAAUGCCAAUUAUAUUAGGGGUUAUGAAGGAGAGAGAGGAGCCUAUAUAGCUACACAAGGUCCCAUGCCUCACACUAUUGUAGAUUUCUGGAAGAUGGUCUGGUCAGAGAGAUCACCAAUGAUUGUUAUGAUCACAAAAUUACGAGAAAAAUCAAAGUCAAAAUGUGAAAACUACUUACCCGAUACGUUCGCUGUUUACGGAGAUAUUGAGGUCACAGUUGAUAGAUGUAUAUAUAAAAAUGGCUACGAACUACGCCACCUUACUUUACGUGCAAAUGGUGAACAUCAUACUAUGUUACAUUAUUGGUAUACGACCUGGCCAGAUCAACGACCAUCAGAAUCUACCAAAAUAUUACUAGAAUUAAUCAAAGAGGUGGAACUUCGCCGUUAUAAACCAGAUUCUUAUUUACCUAAAGGUCCAGUUAUAGUUCACUGCAGUGCUGGUAUUGGUAGAACUGGGUGUUUUAUAGCUAUAAGUAUUGGUAUAAGACAGCUAAGGGAAGAACAGUCAGUAGAUAUAUUAGGUAUUGUUUGUAGUAUGAGAUUAGACAGAGGUGGUAUGAUUCAAACCCAUGAACAGUAUGAAUAUAUACACCAAGCUUUAUGUUUAUAUGAACAGGAGUUAUCUGACCUGUCUGAAAAUACCACAACUAGCGACUAG
Molecule: messenger RNA, 999 nt
Organism: Lottia gigantea (owl limpet)
Lineage: Eukaryota; Metazoa; Mollusca; Gastropoda; Lottiidae
Exons: 9
Biological process (GO): protein dephosphorylation
Molecular function (GO): protein tyrosine phosphatase activity
Source: RefSeq, a predicted model, not a curated record